This is a messenger RNA of Nycticebus coucang (slow loris), 5905 nucleotides long. RefSeq names its product transmembrane protein 87B (gene TMEM87B). The coding region runs from base 339 to 2009 and encodes 556 amino acids. The transcript has 19 exons. Lineage: Eukaryota; Metazoa; Chordata; Mammalia; Primates; Lorisidae. Gene Ontology annotation, biological process: retrograde transport, endosome to Golgi. The record is from RefSeq and is a predicted model, not a curated record. Gene Ontology annotation, cellular component: membrane; Golgi apparatus.
CUGGGGUACCGCCUCUAGCUCCACGCCUAGGCCCGGCCCAGAGCCCCGCCUCCCUGUUCCCGUCCCAACUCCGCCUCUCGGCUCCCAUCCUUCUUUUCCACGCAUCAUCUAGGUCUACGCCCAGGCCGGGCCCUGAGCUCUGCCUCUCCAUUCCCGCCCCGCUUCUCAGCUCGACAUCACUCUUUUCCGCCCCGACCCAAGCCCAGGGCCCUUGUCCACAUCUGAGUCCGAGCCCCGGUCCCCUAUUCCGACACGCCCGCCGGUGCAGAGCUGCACCAGGUGCGGGGCCCAGGGCGUGGCAGGCGUCUCCGAGCGCCAGGUACGGCUUCCGCGUCAAGAUGGCCGCCGCCUGCCGCGCCGGGGCCUGGCUCCUGGCACGCCGCUGCCUCCGCCUUCCCGCCGGGGCCCGGGUGUUGCGCGUCGCCCUCUGCCUCCUGUGCUGGGUCCCGGCGGCUGUGGGCGCCGUCCCCGAGCUCGGGCUCUGGCUAGAGACUGUCAGCGACAAAUCAGGACCUUUGAUAUUUAGGAAAACUAUGUUUAGCUCUACUGAUAUCAAAUUUUCUGUUAAGUCAUUCCGUUGUUCUGGGCCUAUGAAGUUUACCAUACAGUGGCAUUUGAAAUAUCAUACCUGUCACAAUGAAUACCCUGAACUGGAAGAGCUGUCCCAAAGACAUGAACUCAGUGUUAAUGAAGACUUUUGCAGCCACUAUUUCAAGAACAUUGACUGUUGGACAACAAAAAAUGAAAACUUAGAUUGCAACAGUGAUUUACAGGUGUUUCCCUCAUUGAAUAAUAAAGAACUAGUAACAAAUAGCAAAAAUGUUUCCAAUCAGCAAGGAUCAUCGGAUGUUAUAGCCAGAACACAAAGAGAUGGCUUUCAUAUCUUUAUUGUUUCUGUUAAAACGGAGAAAACCGAUGCAAGCUGGAAUUUGAAUGUUUCUCUUUCUAUGUCUGGGCCUCAUGGAUAUAUCUCUGCAUCAGAUUGGCCUCUAAUGAUUUUUUACAUGGUGAUGUGUAUUGUUUAUAUAUUAUAUGGCAUACUCUGGCUGAUGUGGUCUGCUUGUUAUUGGAAGGAUAUAUUAAGAAUCCAGUUCUGGAUUGCAGCUGUUAUUUUCCUAGGAAUGCUUGAAAAAGCAGUUUUUUAUUCUGAAUACCAAAACCUCAACAGCACUGGACUGUCAACCCAAAGUUUAUUGAUAUUUGCGGAGUUGAUAUCUGCGAUUAAGAGGACGUUGGCUCGCCUCCUUGUGAUCAUCGUGAGCUUGGGUUAUGGCAUUGUAAAGCCUCGUUUAGGAACAGUCAUGCACCGCGUGAUUGGACUGGGCCUUCUUUACCUUAUCUUCGCAGCUGUUGAAGGCGUGAUGAGAGUCAUUGGGGCGAAUGAUUCUGACCUUGUUCUCCUGGCCAGCCUCCCCCUCUCUCUCCUUGACUCUGGCUUGUGCUGGUGGAUUUUUAUAAGUUUGGCACAAACUAUGAAGACUCUGAGGCUAAGAAAGAACACAGUGAAAUUCUCAUUAUAUAGGCACUUUACAAAUACUCUGAUCUUUGCUGUGCUCGCUUCUAUAGUAUUUAUGGUGUGGACAACUAAGACAUUUAGAAUUGCAAAAUGCCAAUCCGAUUGGAUGGAACGCUGGGUUGAUGAUGCAUUUUGGAGAUUCCUUUUUUCACUUAUCCUUGUUGUAAUAAUGUUUUUGUGGAGACCAUCAGCAAAUAAUCAGAGAUAUGCCUUCAUGCCCUUAAUAGAUGAUUCUGAUGAUGAAAUUGAAGAAUUCAUGGUAACAUCUGAAAAUUUAACUGAAGGAAUAAAAUUAAGAGUCUCAAAAUCAGUUUCCAAUGGAACAGCCAAACCUACUUCUGAUAACUUUGAUGAAGAUUUGAAGUGGGUAGAAGAAAAUAUUCCCUCUUCAUUCACAGAUGUAGCCCUUCCAGUGUUAGUGGAUUCAGAUGAGGAAAUCAUGACCAGAUCCGAAAUGGCUGAAAAAAUGUUCUCUUCAGAAAAGAUCAUGUGAUUUGUAACCCAUGUAAAUGAAACCUAGCUAACCAUGAAGAACUGUCCUUCAUCAAGACUGACAUUAUGCUCUGAUAUAGCAUAAUGUUUUUCUUAGGUUAUCUUGGAAACCUGUGUGUUAAACUGAAGGAUUCAGUUGAUAGGAGAUUUUGCAACCCUUUUAUAGUGACUCUUGAAUGUCAGUUUAAUGUCCCCAUUAAAUUGCCUGGAUUUGGGAAUAAUCUUGGUAGAAAAUUAUGGUGAAGUUAGCUGCACAAAUGUCCCUGGGCUAAUUGGUAGCAGGCAUGUGUAUUUGGGUUCCUUCUCUUUUCUUACUUUUUUUUUUUUUUUUUUAAAUAAAUAUUCCAGCUGUUUUUUCCAUGUACCUUUGUGACAGAUUAUGUGAUUCUUCUGAAUUUGUAGUGUAUCAGAGUUGCCAUGUCUUGGGAUUACAAGGUGCAGUAAUAAUUUUCUUUGACUUUUAAACUAAAGUUAUUUGAUAAUAAGUAAAACUUGGUUAAUAUUGGAACAUAAGUAUUUAUAUGUAGAAUUUGUCUUUUUUUUUUUUUUCUUUUCUCCACACAGUCCUUGCUUGUAAGUAUUACCAUGCCCACCAAAUCAGGGAGUUAGGUUUUCUCUGAGCUCAGGGAAAUCACAGUGCACACAGGGAAGUAGUUGUUUUUUUUUGUUUUUUUUUUUUUUGAGACAAAGUGUCACUGUCUUGCUUAAGUUAGAAUGCUAUAGUGUCAGCCUAGUUCAUAGCAACCUCAUACUCAAUCGAUCCUCUUAUCUUAGCCUUCCAAGUAGAUGUCAGCCUCCCAAGUAGCAGGGACUACAGGUGCCAGCCACAACAUCCAGCUAAUUUUUCUAUUUUUUAGUAGAGACAGGAUUCUGUUCUUGCUCAGGCUGGUUUUGAACUCUGGAGCUCAAGGGAUCCUCCAACCUUUUCCUCCCCGAGUGCUAGGAUUACAGGCAUGAGUCACUGUGCCCAGCCCAGAGAGAAGUCUUAAGGGUCACUUCCAAAGGUUUGCUCUGCUGUGUCCCCUCCCUCGGGCACCACAUGUACAUGUUCUGCUGCUGACUCUGCUAGGGCAGGUAAUGGGCACCUGGCCACAUGCUUCCUAGAGCAUUCCUGACCUGGUGAGCUGGGAGACUCCUUACCAAUGAUCUUGGGGGAAGUAGAACUAUACCUUUUAUAUAAUCUUGGCAUGUUGUGUUUCAUAAUAAAACCAUAUGUUUAACUGCAAGGUAUAUCACUGUUAAUCUUGUAAUUAAUUUCUUAACCUUCAACCAUGUUUUAUACCUUAUUUUGUUACAUUAUAUAUUUGUAAUGUAUAUUUUGAAAUCUUUUAUUUUAAUGUCUUCUUUAAAAGUAUGGAAUGUCUGGGCGGCGCCUGUGGCUCAAGGAGUAGGGCACCGGUCCCAUAUGCCGAAGGUGGCGGGUUCAAACCUAGCCCCGGCCAAAAAAAAAAAAAAAAAAAAAAAAAGUAUGGAAUGUCGGGCAGCGCCUGUGGCUCAGCGGGUAGGGCGCCGGCCCCACAUGCCGAGGGUGGUGGGUUCAAACCCAGCCCCGGCCAAACUGCAACAAAAAAAUAGCCGGACGUUGUGGCGGGCGCCUGUAAUCCCAGCUACUUGGGAGGCUGAGGCAAGAGAAUCGCCUAAGCCUAGGAGUUGGAGGUUGCUGUGAGCUGUGUGACCAUGGCACUCUACCAAGGGCGAUAAAGUGAGACUCUGUCUCUACAAAAAAAAAAAAAAAGUAUGGAAUGUUGUACACUUGAAAGGCAAUUGAAUAUAGUAUGAUGAAAAUGUGAAUGUUUUGCUGCUUCCAUGACCAAAGAUAUAGAGCUGAUAGACAUGUAGAACAGUAAUUAAAGUUAGAAUCUUGUAUGUCUUGUCUUUGAAGGAAUUCUAACCCUAUGAAUUAAGAAUGACUUCAGAGAAAUUUGAUUAGGAAAACUUUAAAAUCUUAAUCACUCAAACGCUUAAAUAUAACCUCUAAUUUUUUUCACUGUGAAGCCACAAAGCAAAUUUCUUUCUUUUUCUUUCAGAAGUCUACUUUCUAAAUAGGUAGACUCAUUACAGACAGAUUAGUACAGAAGAUUCAUUUCUGGUAGCAAUGUCUCUUGAAAGAUAUUGGCAAUUAUGUUUUCAGUGACUAUGUGGAAUAGGAACAGUAUUGGCAGACAUUACUGAGAAAGGCCUGGUCUUCAAGAUGCUAUUGCUUUGAGACAUCCUUCCUAGGAAAAGAAUGUCUGAUUUAACAGUUGUGGAUUCCAUUUCUUAUUUCAGUUUCUGCCACGAUAACAGACCCCACCCACCACAUUUCCCAGCACUCACAUUUAUUCAAGUAUUGGUGUGUUCUACCCUUUAGCCCAGUUAUGUCAAAGCUGGAGGUGACCCCUGCCUUCUUGUUCUUAAUAUUGCGAUCUACUCCAUCCCUUUAAGUUUUGAGGCAGAUUGAUUAUCUUAACUCAUCAUUUGGCUCCAGUUGAAUUUUGAAAUGCAGAAUACUGGGCUUGCAGCCAGUAGGAUCUACAAAUUUAGUGGGGGUGGGAGUGGGGAGUUGAUGGUAAGUGUGAUAAGGGAAACUGCCUCUGACAGAACCUCGAUGGUGUUUAUAAAAGCAUGUCUUUCUGCAGCUGGAAAGAUAAAUGAUGCUAUCUGUGUAAGUCAGCUGCAAGCAGCAAUGUAAACUUCUUCCAUCCAGAGAAAGCAGGAUUCCCUCCCAAUAACCUCAUUGAAAAUAUUAUUUCUAGAAGGGCAUGUACUGUGUCUAUCACUUUUAGUGAUAAUUGUGCCAUCUGUUGAUAUCUGAUCCUUCUUAUGGAGGGCCUUCUUAGCCCCCUCACACACACAGGACGGGAUGUUCUAGGAAGGACUCUGAGGAGAAGUUAAACCUGGGGCUGUUGCACAGGUCAUCAUCCCUGCUUCUGCAUGAAGCUUCCAGAAACUGAUCAUCACUGCCUAGGAGGUGCUAAGAUCAGUUUACUUUUAGGAUGUCACCGGGAUGGGCUGUCAAUGAGGGGGAUCUGAGCAUAGGAGUCCAGCUUCUUGUGUUUCUAGGAAAAAUGCUUAAGUGUUCUUGUGCAAUUCAGGUUAGAUUUAUGUGAUGUGUGAAAUUUUUUUAAAAGGGAAUUUCCAUGAUUUGAGUUAGAUUAAUAUUUAAAUAUCUGCUUUAAAUGGUAGUUAAUUUCAAAACUAAGAAAAAAUAGGUAGAUGUGUGAAUUUAAGAGAUAAUAGGAUGUUCCCAUGUUUUUCCUGUAAAGAAAAUUAUCUUUUAGCUUGUUCAUAUCCUAUAAAAAUACCACCUUUCUCCCCUGUAUUACAGUACAGUGUUUACACUACUAUAUUGUCAAGACCGAAAGUGUAAAAAAAUGUACAUAUAAACUUAACUUAUAUCUUCUUUUUUUAAAAAAAGAGGUUUAAGUCUAUUGCACUAAACUAUACAUGAUUAGUUUAAAGUUGAGCGAUGGUUAUGCUAGAUUUGUAAUCUAUAAAUAAUUUAUAAGUCACUGGUUCUGGUACUGUUGUCUUCUGUGAUCAAUAGCAUGUGAUAAGCAAUACAAAACACCAAGCCUUAUAUUUACAAGAAAGAAGUUUAACAUAUUGGUUCAAGUUCUGAGCCUAUCAAAUGUAUGUAAGUGGCAAUACUAGAUUUUUAAGGAAAUGUACAUAGUAAUACUGGAGCUCAAUACUACAUGACGAAAUUUCUUUAGAAUUAGGAAAACAUUAUUUGGGGAGAAAGUUUAGUGGUUUCAGAAAUUGUAUUUUUCUAUUUAAAAAGGUUAUAUUAUUCUGUAAUUUAGAAGACGUUUCUUUGAAUGUGGGAUAUAACUAUUUGAAGAAUUUCUGUUUGAAAAAUUGAUGUAUUUUUGUGCCUUAAUAUUUGUUCUUUUAAUAAAAAUGCUUUCUGAAAUU